AUGUCGGAAUCGCUGGAGGACCUCAGUCGUAUGCUCAACGAUCUCAAUGCUGCUUCCCGAUGCGUGGGACUGCGGAUGAACCUUGACAAGACGAAAGUCAUGUUCAAUGAUAAAAUCGUCCCGGGCCAAGUUACCAUCUCGAAUGCAGUCAUUGAAGAGGUAAAUACUUUGUCUACCUCGGUCAGGCUAUCCAGCUUGGCCGGGGUAACUUCAAUACAGAGAUUGAGAGACGCAUACGACUGGGUUGGCNGGGUAAAGGGAAACCCAAAUCAUACCAUCUUUAUAGGGAGACUUAACCCUAGGACACCACAGGAAACUAUCGAAUCGGAAUUUUCAAAAUUCGGUAAAAUCAUUCACUGUCGUCUCGUAAGGGAUCUUGUCACAGGAAAAUCGAAGCAGUAUGCUUUUGUAGAAUAUGAAAAGUACAGUUGUAUGGAAAAGGCACUAAGAGAGAUGCACUUAGAAUACAUAGAUGGUUCAGAGAUAAUUGUAGAGCGGGAAGCUGAACGACGACUUCCUGGAUGGAAGCCUCGACGCUUAGGCGGUGGGUUUGGUGGCCGCAAAGAAUCAGGACAGUUAAGGUUCGGCUGUAGAGAUAGACCUUUCCGGAAACCAUACACUGUAGGAAACAAAAUUGAGUCUGAUACAAAAGCUGAGUGGUAAAAUGAAUAAUUAUAAACCAAUGUAGGAAACAAAAUUGAGUCUGAUGGUAAAAUUAAUAAUUAUAAACCUAUCUGUUUAAAUAAUUCUAUUUGACUACUUAGCGUUAGCUAACAUAAUAUGUAAUUUAAUGACUAAAUACAUUUAGUAAAUAUAAUUAACUUAAAUCUAA
Molecule: messenger RNA, 832 nt
Organism: Bombyx mandarina (wild silkworm)
Lineage: Eukaryota; Metazoa; Arthropoda; Insecta; Lepidoptera; Bombycidae
Product: U11/U12 small nuclear ribonucleoprotein 35 kDa protein
Biological process (GO): mRNA splicing, via spliceosome
Cellular component (GO): precatalytic spliceosome
Molecular function (GO): snRNA binding; mRNA binding
Source: RefSeq, a predicted model, not a curated record